AUUCGUUUGAUUUUUUGCUUGUCUUUUUCAAACCAACAAGCAAAUUUAAGGUUUAAGCUGCUUCUUAUCACAAUCGACGGCGCUCGCGCUGAUAAGCGGUGUGUGUGUGUCACUUUUGCAGCAUCACACACGCAGCGUCUCCACGGCAAGGUGGUGCUGGUGAUAAGGGAACCUUCUGCCUCACUCUCUCUCCUUCCGCGUUUACGGGGAGAUAAAACUGCGCCUCCACAAUAUGUCUGAAAACAUCAAGCACGAGAUGGACAUGAAGAUGGAACCGAGCAGCCCGCCCGAGAAGGACCGCAGCAGCAUGUACUCGCGGUGUUCCAGCGCCGGAAGUGCCCACACGCCGACCUCGUCGGCCCACAACUCCGAAGACGAAGAGGACUCCGGGGACAACGGCAAGGGUGGCACUUCCGGUGGAAGCAGCAGCAUCAGCUACAAGGAACGGCGCCGCGAGGCGCACACCCAAGCCGAGCAGAAGCGCCGGGACGCCAUCAAGAAGGGGUACGAUUCGCUGCAGGAACUGGUCCCCAGCUGCCAGCAGACGGACGCUUCCGGUUACAAGCUGAGCAAGGCUUCCGUGCUGCAAAAGUCGAUCGAUUACAUCGGCUUCCUGCACCAGCACAAGAAGAAGCAGGACGAGGAGAAGGCCUCGCUCCAGAAGGAGGUGAUGGCGCUGCGGAUCAUCCAGAAGAACUACGAGCACAUGCUCCAGCAGCAGCAGCAGAGUCCGGGUCGGACCGAGGCGCGGCUCAGCGACGACGUCAAGUUCCAGGUGUUCCGCGCCAUCAUGGACGAAAUGUUCGUGACGUUUGAGCAGCUGCCGAUGAACGAUUUUGCGGAGCUGACGAGCGGGGUUAUUCCGUGGCUGGAGGAGCACUGCAAGCCGCAUCUGCUGCGGGACGUGGUCAAUCGGACGCUGGGUGGGAUUACGUCCAGCUAUGUUCAGCAACAGCAGCAAGGAGGAGGUAAGACGAACGUAAAGAUGGAAUAGUUUCGGGCGUUGAUGUUUUGUGUUGUUUUCUAUAAAUUCUAUGACUUUA
Molecule: messenger RNA, 1043 nt
Organism: Culex quinquefasciatus (southern house mosquito)
Lineage: Eukaryota; Metazoa; Arthropoda; Insecta; Diptera; Culicidae
Gene: bigmax
Product: max-like protein X
Exons: 3
Coding region: 233-994 (253 amino acids)
Biological process (GO): regulation of transcription by RNA polymerase II
Cellular component (GO): nucleus
Molecular function (GO): protein dimerization activity; DNA-binding transcription factor activity, RNA polymerase II-specific; RNA polymerase II cis-regulatory region sequence-specific DNA binding
Source: RefSeq, a predicted model, not a curated record